AUGGUGAGAGCAUGGGGAAAACCAUAUCCGGUCUCACCUUUAAUAAGAGGAUUACGUUACGUAUUUCUAAUUGCUGGUUUUUUUUAUGGUCUGUCCAAAAAAGGAAUUUACGGAGUACAAGAACGAGCAUACCGUGAGGAACAAGCAAGACUAAAAGUUAUCCGUGACAGAGAAUUGGCUCUUUUGAAAGCGAAAAUUGCAAGGGAGGAGGCUAUAGCGGUAAAGAAACUGGAAUCAGGAACAUUGUUCGACGAAUUGUAA
Arctia plantaginis is the source of this 261-nucleotide messenger RNA. Lineage: Eukaryota; Metazoa; Arthropoda; Insecta; Lepidoptera; Erebidae. The record is from the annotation of a GenBank genome assembly.